Molecule: messenger RNA, 6414 nt
Organism: Arvicanthis niloticus (Nile rat)
Lineage: Eukaryota; Metazoa; Chordata; Mammalia; Rodentia; Muridae
Gene: Man2a1
Product: mannosidase alpha class 2A member 1
Biological process (GO): N-glycan processing; mannose metabolic process; protein deglycosylation
Cellular component (GO): Golgi membrane
Molecular function (GO): alpha-mannosidase activity; carbohydrate binding
Source: RefSeq, a predicted model, not a curated record
GGAGCCGCGGAACCCGCGCGUUCUCUGGGCGCGGAGGACACGCCUGCCCUUGUCGAGAAAACUUUUCCUGCCGACUCAGUCGUGGCGGCGGUGGCAGGAAGUCGGGCAGAGAUCUCUCCUCUGACUGCUCCGCCCGCCCUACGGGGUAUCGCUACCCUGCAGGAAAGCAAGUUUGUGGGGACCUUUGCCUUGCUCCCCAGGAGUUCGCCUUGCAGGGACGGCUAGCCCUGGGGAGGGCAGCGGGCCAGGGCGUAGGCCGAGGGCGCGUGGUAGCUCCGGAGACGAGGUGCGGAGCGCAGCCGGGACCCGCGCUCUAGCGCGCGAAGGGUGUGCAGCCCGGAGCAACGAUCUCUCGGCAGUCGCCGGCUGAAGUCCACAGUCCUUCGCCUCCUUUGGGUGAGGACCGCGUCCUGGCACCGAGUCCAUCGAGGAAAAUGAAGUUGAGCCGCCAGUUCACCGUGUUCGGCAGCGCGAUCUUCUGCGUCGUAAUCUUCUCACUCUACCUGAUGCUGGACAGGGGUCACUUGGACUACCCUCGGGGCCCGCGCCAGGAGGGCUCCUUCCCGCAGGGCCAGCUUUCAAUAUUGCAAGAAAAGAUCGACCACUUGGAGCGCUUGCUAGCGGAGAACAACGAGAUCAUCUCCAAUAUCAGAGACUCGGUCAUCAACCUGAGUGAGUCUGUGGAGGAUGGCCCAAGAGGCUCACCAGGCAACGCUAGCCAAGGCUCUGCACACAUCCACUCUUCACAGUUAGCCCUUCAGGCUGACCCCAAAGACUGUUUGUUUGCCUCACGGAGCGGGAACCAACACCGGGAUGUGCAGAUGUUGGAUGUUUACGAUCUGAUUCCUUUUGAUAAUCCAGAUGGUGGAGUUUGGAAGCAAGGAUUUGACAUUAAGUAUGAAGCUGAUGAGUGGGACCAUGAGCCCCUGCAAGUGUUUGUGGUGCCUCACUCCCAUAAUGACCCAGGUUGGUUGAAGACUUUCAAUGACUACUUUAGAGACAAGACUCAGUAUAUUUUUAAUAACAUGGUCCUAAAGCUGAAAGAAGACUCAAGCAGGAAGUUUAUGUGGUCUGAGAUCUCCUACCUUGCAAAAUGGUGGGAUAUUAUAGAUAAUCCGAAGAAGGAAGCUGUUAAAAGUUUACUACAGAAUGGUCAGCUUGAAAUUGUGACAGGUGGCUGGGUUAUGCCUGAUGAAGCCAGUACACAUUAUUUUGCCUUAAUUGACCAACUAAUUGAAGGGCAUCAAUGGCUGGAAAAAAAUCUAGGAGUGAAACCUCGAUCGGGCUGGUCCAUAGAUCCCUUUGGACAUUCACCCACAAUGGCUUAUCUUCUAAAACGUGCUGGAUUUUCACACAUGCUCAUCCAGAGAGUCCAUUAUGCAGUGAAAAAACACUUCUCUUUGCAAAAAACGCUGGAAUUUUUCUGGAGACAGAAUUGGGAUCUUGGAUCUGUCACAGACAUUUUGUGCCAUAUGAUGCCCUUCUACAGCUACGACAUCCCCCACACCUGCGGACCUGAUCCUAAAAUAUGCUGCCAGUUUGAUUUUAAACGGCUUCCUGGAGGCAGAUAUGGUUGUCCCUGGGGAGUUCCCCCAGAAGCAAUAUCUCCUGGAAAUGUCCAAAGCAGGGCUCAGAUGCUACUGGAUCAGUACCGGAAAAAGUCCAAACUUUUCCGCACUAAAGUUCUUUUGGCUCCACUAGGAGAUGAUUUUCGGUUCAGUGAAUACACAGAAUGGGAUCUGCAGUACAGGAACUAUGAGCAACUAUUUAAUUACAUGAACUCUCAGCCCCAUCUUCAUGUGAAGAUCCAGUUUGGAACUUUGUCGGAUUAUUUCGAUGCAUUGGAGAAAGCGGUGGCAGAGAAAGGCAGCCAGUCAGUUUUCCCCGCUCUGAGCGGAGACUUCUUCACGUACGCCGACCGAGAUGACCAUUACUGGAGUGGCUACUUCACAUCCAGACCUUUCUACAAGCGAAUGGACAGGAUAAUGGAAUCUCGUUUAAGGUCCGCUGAAAUUCUUUACCAUUUGGCCUUGAAACAAGCUCAGAAAUACAAGAUAAAUAAAUUUCUUUCAUCACCUCAUUAUACAACAUUGACAGAAGCCAGAAGGAACUUAGGACUAUUUCAGCAUCAUGAUGCCAUCACAGGAACCGCGAAAGACUGGGUGGUUGUGGACUAUGGUACCAGACUCUUUCAAUCAUUAAAUUCUUUGGAGAAGAUAAUUGGAGAUUCUGCAUUUCUUCUCAUUUUAAAGGACAAAAAGCUGUACCAGUCAGACCUUUCCAAAGCCUUCUUAGAGAUGGAUAUGAAGCAAAGUUCACAAGAUUCUCUGCCCCAGAAAAAUAUAAUACAACUCAGUACACAGGAGCCAAGAUACCUCGUGGUCUACAAUCCCUUUGAACAAGAACGGCUCUCGGUGGUGUCCAUCCGUGUGAACUCUGCCACAGUGAAAGUGCUGUCUGAUUCAGGAAAACCUGUAGAGGUUCAAGUCAGUGCAGUCUGGAACAAUGUGAGAACGAUUUCUCAAGCAGCCUAUGAGGCUGCCUUUCUAGCUCAUGUACCACCACUGGGACUGAAAGUGUACAAGAUCUUGGAAUCAGAAAGUUCAAGCUCACACUUGGCUGAUUAUGUCCUAUAUAAUAAUGACGGACUAGCAGAAAAUGGAAUAUUCCACAUGAAGAACGUGGUAGAUUCGGGAGAUGCCAUAACCAUAGAGAAUUCCUUCCUCACACUUUGGUUUGACCGAUCUGGGCUGUUGGAGAAAGUGAGAAGGAAAGAAGACAGUAAACAGCACGAACUGAAGGUGCAAUUCCUAUGGUACGGAACCACCAACAAGAGGGACAAGAGUGGUGCCUACCUCUUCCUGCCUGACGGGCAGGGCCAGCCGUAUGGUUCCCUAAGACCACCCAUUGUCAGAGUGACACGUGGAAAGAUCUACUCAGACGUGACCUGCUUCCUUGAACAUGUUACUCACAAAGUCCGCCUGUACAACAUACAGGGAAUAGAAGGGCAGUCCAUGGAAGUUUCUAAUAUUGUGGACAUCAGGAAUGUGCAUAACCGUGAGAUUGUAAUGAGAAUUACAUCUAAAAUAAACAACCAAAAUAGAUAUUACACUGACCUAAAUGGAUACCAGAUUCAACCUAGAAGGACCAUGAGCAAACUGCCUCUUCAAGCCAAUGUUUACCCAAUGAGCACAAUGGUGUAUAUCCAGGAUGCUGGGCACCGCCUCACGCUGCUCUCUGCUCAGUCUUUGGGUGCUUCCAGUAUGGCUUCUGGUCAAAUUGAAGUCUUCAUGGAUCGAAGACUCAUGCAGGAUGAUAACCGUGGCCUCGGACAAGGAGUCCAUGAUAAUAAGAUUACGGCUAAUUUGUUCCGACUCCUGCUAGAGAACAGAAGUGGUGUGAACACGGAAGAAGACAAGAAGAGCCCUGUCAGCUACCCUUCCCUCCUCAGCCACAUGACUUCCUCCUUCCUCAAUCAUCCCUUCCUCCCCAUGGUACUAAGUGGCCACCUCCCCUCCUCCGCCUUUGAGCUGCUGAGUGAAUUUCCUCUACUUCAGUCCUCUCUACCUUGUGAUAUCCAUCUGGUUAAUCUACGGACAAUACAGUCAAAGAUGGGCAAAGGUUAUUCGGAUGAGGCAGCCUUGAUCCUCCACAGGAAAGUGUUUGAUUGCCAGUUCUCCAGCAGAGGCAUAGGGCUGCCCUGUUCCACUACUCAGGGAAAGAUGUCAGUUCUGAAACUUUUCAACAAGUUUGCUGUGGAGAGUCUCAUCCCUUCCUCGCUGUCCUUGAUGCACUCACCUCCAGAUGCCCAGAACAUGAGCGAAGUCGGCCUGAGCCCCAUGGAGAUCAGCACUUUUCGAAUCCGCUUGAGGGGAAGCUGACUCUCAGACUUGAGUGGAGAAACUCUGGCUUUGUUACCGUCCUUGGUUUAACGUGCAAUAACUAAGCACAUUACUUUAGCCUCUGGCUACUGUGAGAACAUGAAUUCUGUGAUUCUUUUUUUUUUUUUUUUUUUUAACAAAUCUAGUAAGAAAAGAAGAAAAAGCCAUGCUUUAAAAAAAGGUUUCUUCCUUUGAGUUUGUCCCACAGCUACCGUUAUCAGUGUGAACUGAUGUAACAAAAGUGAAGAACUAUUGAAAGACAAGCCCUCAACAGACUGUAUCUCAGGUUAAAUGCUAACUAAUUAUGUUUGCAUUGAGGGUUGUAAAGAGAUUCUCUAGAAGUAUUAUAUCUCUGAUCAUGCUUUAGUUAAAAAAAAAAAACAAACAAACAAAAACCAUUUGACCUAAAUAGAAAGAAAAAUCAGAAGUUGGUAUAGGUGACAGCUUAAUGGCCAAGAUAGCUGUAAUCAUUAAUCAUUGAUACAAAGUUGAAUAUUUUGUGUGUUAAAAUAUGUGGAAAAGUGCAAUCCCUCAACCCUUAUGAUAAAUGUAGUUGGUUUUCAUACUGUUUCCCAAUGAACCUCUUGACUACCCCUUCCCAUCCAUACAUUUAAAAAAUAAGUGAUUAUUUUAGUCAUCCACCAGUAGAAAAAGAGGUGUAUUUUCAUUACUUGACAAUGUGGGAUGGGUGCAAUUUAUUCCAUUGUCACUAAAACAGAAGAAGCAAUUCCAUUUUAGGUACCACAAGGUGUCUUUCUAUAUAGCUCAUUUGAAUACAGGUGUUCCAAGGUGGGGUUUUCUAUUUUUAAAUUACCAUAUCAAAAAUAAAUGUGCCUUAUUUUUUUAUAAGUCUUGUUAAAUCUUAUUACUGUCCAUAUUACUGUUUGGGAAGUUGGGUAUUGGGAGGCUGGGGUAGGGGUGGGUACUUUUUAUGAUACAUAAAUUAUGUAAUUUUUUGCUUGAUAAUACUGGCCACAUCCUGAUCUGUGUCAUUAAAUUAGUGGUGGUGUUACUCUAAACAUUUUGACUAUUUGAAUGUACUGAGAUGUCAGAAAACAAAACAAGGAAGAAAAAUAUUGUUAAAAUAUGCUGCUGCCAAGGAAACUGCAAGUUAAAGCAAGGAUUUUGUAACACACGAGAUCCAAGUACUGCUUGCGUUUCACAGUAGUUAACCAUGUUAAAGAGAGAAUGCUUUAAAAAUAGACUGUUUAAAACCCGCUGUAUGUAGCUCAUCUCGAUGCUCCUUACUAAAGAAUAUGUUCCAAAAGUUUGUGUGUGGUAAGCUCAGCAUGUUAGUCUAGCCCAUGCAACAUCACAGGACCUUUAAGUUCAUUUGAGAUCAUUGUUUCUUUGAUAGAAUAAUAAUAUUUAAUUUCAGUAUAGAAAGAAAUCUCUGGCUAUACACACACGUCUGAAACAUUCUCCUCGGUGUCUUCACCUAAUUUAGUGUUAUUUGACUUUAAACUUCCAUUUAGCUCUUGCCACUGCAAUGAGAAAACUCGUUUCUGCCUCACUGUUUAUUCUGAUAGUCAUCUAGAUUCUUCCUCAAGAUGCAGCUCCUACAUUCACUCUUCUGUUGAGUUCAUAAUAUCCUUUGCCUAUAAUCAUUAAGGAAAUACCAGAGUUGAUAGGACUAUUGCAAGGGUAUAAUUUCAUGCAAUAAGCGUGUGAUGUACAUUCCCUUUCCUCAUUUGUUGGGGAAUAAGCAACUAAAAUACAGCAAAACCACUCCCUCCUGUAGACUUCUGCAGAUGCUAGCUAGGGUUGCCAAGCGCAAGUCCCAGGAAUAUGAUCUAUAUUCUUGUUGUAUCUUAAGUGUAUACCUUCCUGUGGAUGUUCACUGUGCUCUGUGGUUAAGUUAAGCUUAAUCACUACAGAAGUUCUGAUGAGGCCAAAUCAAACCGGAGGCUGACAAAUAAACAAAACAGCAGACACAGGGACCCGCCCUGUGUUCUUGCCACCAGCUACUUACUCACAGGUGAAGCAGAAAUUCUAUUUAACCAGCAAGUUUCUGCUUUUUAAAGUUAUUUUUACAUUACAACAUCGGGGAAAUGAAGAGAGGGUGUUUUUUGCUUUGGGUUAUGGUCACGAACUAACUAAAACCUUGAGUUUUUCUGGCACACAUGGACAGCCAACCAUACUUCAGACAUGACAUCAGGGGUCUGUGUGGUUAGGCUUUUUGCCUCUGUUGACACAGACGCUCGGUGGACCAAGAUUGUCUCGCUACUCUCUCCCCACUUUCUGAAAUUUUAAUAUAGAGGUGCAUGGUUCAAAUAUCAGCAUUCUAAAAUUAUUGAUUUAAAGAAAAUGUUGUAUGAUGUUGUAAGACAUUGUAAUUAUUUUCCUGUGUCUCUGUUGUACUUGUGCUGAAAUGUUGUCACAGUCCUUUGUCUAGAAGAAAAUGUUUACUUUCAUUUUGAUUAUUUUGCUCAUUGAAAUCAACAGGUUUUGAUAUUUUUCUCUUGGAAGAUUUUUAUAACUUUUUGGGAAUAUGUAAUAUAAGAUCUCUAAUAAAAUAUAAUCUUAUCCUGUG